UCCGGCUCCGGCUCCGGCUCCGGCUCCGGCUCGGGCUCGGGCUGCUCUCGGCGUCGGUCUCGUCCGCCCCGCGUUAGCUGCUCACUCCGUCUCGUCCGCUCUGCUCUGCUCCUCACUUCUGGCCGCAGCCGUUGCAGGGGCGCACAGGCAGCUUUUAGAGGCUGAGGCACCGCAUUAAAGUUUGAACUGAUACAGAGUCGGGGGGUAGGUCCCCUCAUUUCCCAAACCACCACUUCCUUUCCUCUUCCCCCCAAAAGUUUUGGGGGUUCUCCGGUGAUUUUUUGAUCUGGGGGAGACACCCUCUCCUUUCCUCCUUAAUUAGCAUUUUUAAUUUUUUCCUCCGAAAUUGGAAUUAAAAACAAAUCCUUUGGACGAAUUGAUUGCACUUUAAUUUUUCGUUUUUGUUUCAUCUUAUAUUUUUUUAAUUAAUUAAUUUUUUUUGGCCUUUCCUCGGAGCGAGGGGGAGGGGUCCGCCGGCCCAAGUUUUCCCAAGUUCACCAAGCGUGGUGCUUGGAGAGCGAGAGAGCGAGAGAGCGAGAGCGGGCGAACUUGAGCGCUUUGUCCUUAGUCCAGUCCCCGCCCCGGUCCCCUCAGCCGCCCCCCACCCCUCUAUAAAGGAACACAAAACAAAGUUACACUUUGAGUGGCCUCGGGUCUUUUUUUUUUUAAGGCAGGUUCCCCCCCCCCAUUCCCUCUGACACUUCAGGCUCUUUCUCCCCAGUCCCACCCCCUUGCCUUCUCUGCAUCUGGGGAGCGGGCAAGGGACCCCACACCGCAGCCCCGUUUCCGGCUCCAUCCUUUCCCUUUGCUCCCCUCCCCCACCGCCUCCCCUCCUCUCUCCCCUCCCUCCCAAGCACUUGGAGCCAGCCAGAGAACCAACCAAAAAUAUGCUCUUUGAGGGGUUUGAUCUGGUCUCGGCUCUGGCCACCUUCGCCGCCUGCCUGGUCUCGGUGACUUUGCUCUUGGCUGUGUCCCAGCAGCUGUGGCAGCUGCGCUGGGCGGCCACCCGGGACAAGAGCUGCAAGCUGCCCAUUCCUAAGGGCUCCAUGGGCUUCCCCCUGAUCGGCGAGACGGGUCACUGGCUGCUCCAGGGCUCGUGCUUCCAGUCGUCUCGGAGAGAGAAGUAUGGCAAUGUAUUCAAGACCCACUUGUUGGGGCGGCCGCUGAUCCGAGUGACAGGCGCGGAGAACGUGCGCAAGAUCCUUAUGGGCGAGCACCACCUGGUGAGCACCGAGUGGCCGCGGAGCACGCGCAUGCUGCUGGGCCCCAACACCGUGGCCAACUCCAUCGGCGACGUCCAUCGAAACAAGAGGAAGGUUUUCUCCAAGAUCUUCAGCCACGAAGCCUUGGAGACUUAUCUCCCCAAAAUCCAGCUGGUGAUCCAAGACACUCUGAGGGCCUGGAGCAGCAACCCUGAUGCGAUCAAUGUCUACCAGGAGGCCCAGAAACUCACCUUCCGCAUGGCCAUCCGUGUCCUCCUGGGCUUCAGUAUCCCCGAGGAGGACCUCACUCACCUCUUCGAGGUCUACCAGCAAUUUGUAGAGAAUGUCUUCUCCCUGCCUGUCGACCUGCCCUUCAGUGGCUACCGUCGGGGCAUCCAAGCCCGGCAAACCCUGCAGAAAGGGCUGGAGAAGGCGAUUCGUGAGAAACUGCAGAGCACACAGGGCAAGGAUUACUCGGAUGCCCUGGACAUCCUCAUCGAGAGCAGCAAAGAGCAUGGCAAGGACAUGACUAUGCAAGAGCUGAAGGAUGGGACCCUGGAGCUGAUCUUUGCGGCCUAUGCCACCACGGCCAGCGCUAGCACCUCCCUGAUCAUGCAGCUGCUGAAGCACCCCAACGUGCUAGAAAAACUGAGGGAGGAGCUACGAGUUAACGGCAUCCUGCAUAAUGGCUGUGUGUGCGAGGGUGCCCUGAGGCUGGACACCCUCAUCGGCCUGCGCUACCUGGACUGCGUCAUCAAGGAGGUCAUGCGCCUCUUCACGCCCAUCUCUGGUGGCUAUCGCACUGUGCUGCAGACUUUCGAGCUAGACGGCUUUCAGAUCCCCAAAGGGUGGAGCGUGAUGUACAGUAUCCGGGACACACACGACACCGCGCCGGUCUUCAAGGACGUCGAUGUAUUCGACCCUGACCGCUUCAGCCAGGCUCGGAGUGAAGACAAAGAUGGCCGCUUCCACUACCUCCCCUUUGGCGGCGGCGUCCGGACGUGCCUGGGCAAACAUCUGGCCAAGCUCUUCCUGAAGGUGCUGGCGGUAGAGCUGGCCAGCACCAGUCGAUUCGAGCUGGCCAGCCGGACAUUCCCGCGGAUCUCCCUGGUCCCCGUCCUCCACCCUGUGGAUGGCCUCAGCGUGAAGUUCUUCGGACUGGACUCCAACCAGAACAAGAUCCUCACCGAGACCGAGGCCAUGCUGGGGGCCACCGUCUAAUGGGGCUCCCUAGUGAUGUCCUCCCCCUCCCCCUCUGCCUUCCCAUAGCUUGGGUGGGGAGGGGAGCCGGUAAAGUAAUGGGGGGGGGGUAACAAGGAAACCUGUGUCAGUGUAGGGGGGGACCCUGGAAGCAAAGAGAAAAGGCUGAGGGGGGAGGAGAGAGGAUCGCUAGCUUUUCUCUCCUUUCCCUUGGUGGCCCACACCCUGUGGCCGAUGCCAAAAGGGUCAUCCCCACCAUAAGGGGCUGGGAAGAGGGUCCGUCCCUUCCUUUUGGAGCAAGGGGUUGAUUUUCCUUCUCUGACUCCCCUCUACUUUCCCUAGUCUCCCCCAGCCCAGCCCCUCCUUCCUCCCUGCAUGGGGUGGAAUCGCUUGGUGCUGCAGCAGCACCGAGUAGACCGUGAUCUGCUGGUGACCCGCAUGCCCCUUACAGUGUUAAACGUGUGGUGUUAACAGUGUUUUUUUGAUGUUGUUGUUCCACAUUGUUCCCUGCCCUCCUCCCUUCCCCCCAAUGCCGCAUUUUGUUUCUGUUCUCCUUUGGGUUGGGGUGAGGAGGGGUCUAAAGUGCAGGGAAGGGAGCUACCCACUUAGCUUAUUUCCCAUCCCCCAACAAGACCUGCUCUACCCCCACCUCUUACCACUGCUCAGACCAGGCCUUGAGCCCCUCAGAACCUCCCCAGGCUUGGGGGUUACCCUGCAGCAAGGCAUUCUGGGUGACAGCCCUGGGAGGUGGUGAGCCAAAGUGGCUGUGAGUUCCAUUAGGGCCCCUCACUGCCAGUUUGGACGUUUGAAAUCACCUGUUGCUGCUACUCUUCCCCUCUCUUCCCCCCUCCUCCACCUACCCCCGCCCCCAGCAUUGGCCCUGGAUGCCCAGGGUGAGCACACUCAGCUUCACUCUCCCCACCUAUCAGCCUUGAGCCAGACUCCCCUCCCCACGCCCAACCCCUGCCACUGAGAGCACUUGCGCUAAUAAGCCCCUCCCCAUGCCAUGCCCUUAUAUUUAUUAAUGAGUCCCAGGGAUGCCUAGAAUUUGCAGGACUGGAGAGGUCGUCUGUCUCCUCCACUGCCCCUGCCUCCCAACCAUAGCCCUAUUCUUAAUGAUCUCCUGAGAGAGAGGAGGAGGAAAUCAUGAUCUGCCCCAAGCCCUGGCCCCCUGAUCCACUAUCUGACACCCUUCCCUAGGUCAGAGCAUUCUUCUGAUGGUCUAACCAUAGGCCUUCUUGCUGCAGGUGGAGUAUGCAUCCUGCAUAGUCAGGCAAGUGACCUGUCACCACGAGCCCUUCUUACAGAAAUGCCAACCCUCUGGGGAUUCAAAGGCCGCUUUGACCUCGUGCCCUGACCUAAGUCCCCCUUUCUCCCCCUCUCUCUCUGGGUGGGUGAAUUCAGAGCAGAGGGGACGGGGAUAGGGCCGCUUCUUUGAGAGGGAGCUGACCCUCUAUCCCUACCCUGUCUCUUCUUCCACCAGGUUCCCCAGACCCUUCCCUUGUCCAUAUUUCCUUCAUGCCAUUGGCCCAUUAGCCUCUGCUCCAGGAGGGGAAGACAAAGCGGAAGGAGGAGAAAUACUCAAGCCCCCUUUUCUUUGAAUCUGACUUGAAGCCUCCCUGCUAGAGUCUCCCUACUGACUAAGGACAGAAAUGGAAGGGAGCUCUGAGAAACAGUUACUAAAUGAGGGUUCCGGGUACCCCGCAGAUGGUGUGCCUGGUACCAAGGUCCCUCUCACCUGUGGGUGAGGUUUGUCUGCUAGGAAGUCAGGGCGGGGAAGAAGGGGUGGCCAGGACAAAGCGGGAUGUUGUUCACUGGGCUUCCUCUCCCAUUCCCAACCCCUACCUUGUUCGGCUCUUUUCCACCCCAUCCCAUUCUUCUGCAGCUCCAUAAACCAUGGGUUCAAAGUCUAAGAACCCUAGUGCAGGGUCACCUUGAAGAAUGGCAUUCUGGGUAACAUGAUGCAAACCAGCCAGGACUUGGGGGUGCACCUCUAUCUUUCAGGAGACUGGAGAAGAAAGGGGUGGAGGAUUCUUCAAGGAGCUUGGUGGGCAGAGGGUUAAGUGGGUGGCUGGGCAGGAACCAGGGACCCAGUACAAAUGCAGAGAGAAGCCAGGAAGGAAAGAGAAGGAAGAGUGGACCCAAGGCACUUGGCUUGAUGGGCUGGUUUCAGUUUUAGGCCAGAAGCAUCCAUCUGUCUGCAGCUUGGUUGUAUGCCCAGAUCCAUGUGUACACACAUGUAUCUCUGCAUGUGCGUGUGUCUUUUAGCACUAGAUUUAGAUGGGGGCAUCCUAACAAAUACAGCCCCUCCGCCCUCACACACAAAGCCACCCCUGCAGUGGGUUUGCAGAAUAAAGCACUUUUGAUGUCGGGGCCCUGGUGGUGGCGCGCCCCCCCCCCCGCACCAUCCCAACCCUGCCCAAUUUGCUAUAAUAUUAUUUUAUACACAAAAAAACCAAUGUUUUUGGUUGCAGAAAUGUUAUAAUUUGUUUUUUUGUCUGUCUUUAUAAACUAUUAUAAGUACUAUUUUUGUUAUAAUUCAAAAUAGAUAUUUAGUAUAAAGGGUUUUUUUUUGCUGUUAAAUAUUUGUUAUUUAGUAAAAUAUGACCCCCUACCCCCAUUAUUGUAAACGUGGUUCAAAAAUAUUAAUAUGUUUUUAUCGCGAUUGUUUUUGUUGGUUUUUUUUUAAUAUUGAGCAAAGAGCGCACUUGUGUUUGGUUUUUGUGGUUUUUUUUGGUCAUUGUUAAUGGAGCUGGUGCUGUGUGUGUGAGUGUGUUCUCUGUUGUGUGGUUUUUAAUAUGUAUAUAAUAUUUCGUGUGGCAUAUUAAAAAUGAAUGUUGUGCGAUUUGUGAUCUCAAACAUAAUCCAUGUGGCUAUUUUACAGACUUCCAUAAUAAAAAGAGGGGAUUCUGCCUGGCCUUCCUUCA
Messenger RNA from Phascolarctos cinereus (koala), 5329 nucleotides. RefSeq names its product cytochrome P450 family 26 subfamily B member 1 (gene CYP26B1). Gene Ontology annotation, biological process: sterol metabolic process. Gene Ontology annotation, molecular function: oxidoreductase activity, acting on paired donors, with incorporation or reduction of molecular oxygen; monooxygenase activity; iron ion binding. The record is from RefSeq and is a predicted model, not a curated record. NCBI's taxonomy places the organism in Eukaryota, Metazoa, Chordata, Mammalia, Diprotodontia, Phascolarctidae.